This is a messenger RNA of Helobdella robusta, 2215 nucleotides long. RefSeq lists its product as hypothetical. NCBI's taxonomy places the organism in Eukaryota, Metazoa, Annelida, Clitellata, Rhynchobdellida, Glossiphoniidae. The transcript has 16 exons. The coding region runs from base 464 to 2215 and encodes 583 amino acids. Gene Ontology annotation, cellular component: centriole; centrosome. The record is from RefSeq and is a predicted model, not a curated record. Gene Ontology annotation, biological process: centriole replication.
AAACAUUUCAAUGAAGUUUUCAAAUUUUUUAUUAAAAUUCGGCAUUUUCUUGAAUAAUUUGUUUGUAUUUCGUUUCAUUUUUUGAAAAUAAUUUUUAAAUUUACAUAAAAAUUUUGAUUUUAGCUAUAUAAAAAUUAAGUUACGAAAAAUUGUUAAACUUUGCUUCAGCGUCAUUAGCAGCAGUCCAAUAACAUUUUGUUUAUUUAAUAAUUAAUUUUUAAUAAUAUUUAAUUUUGUUUUCGGCUAAUUUUUAAAUAUAAAUUUCAAAAAUAUAAUAACUUUAAUGGUAAUAUUGACAAUUUUGUUUGUUGGAUUGGUCAUUCAAUUAUAUUUUAUUUAAAAUUCUAAAUAACUCUAAAAUACAGAUAUAUAAUAUAAUUAAAUAUAUUUUGGUUAUUAUUAAACAAAUUUGUGUAAAAAUUGACGUUUAUGUUAUGUUAAUUAGAGCCUAAAUGAAAAAUAAAUGAAAAUGUCCACAAAAGUUUUGUAUUCCAAGAAGUUACCAAUUGUAAUAAUCCAAGAGGAUGACAGAAGAAGGGUGGAGUUAUUGUUUACCAUUGAAAUACAGCACACCAUGAGAAAAGAGAUAUUUAUGCGCCUAACAGACGAAAAUGAUUUAUUUUUUCUCUAUCAGCUGAGAAUGGCUGAAGAAGAUUUUCAAAUAUUGAAAUCCCAGCAAGGGUUAUUAAUAGAUUUUGGGUCCUUUCCACAAAAAGUGAUGGACCUGUUAGAAGGAUGCAUGGAUAAAAAUUCCAAAGAACCAAAUAAAUUCGUUCUGACCUUGUCGUUCAGCGGAGGCGUGGGUUCAUGUUCUCAAGGUCACAUGGUUGUUGUGGAGAUGAACGAGUUCAAACACCUGAAUCAUCUUACUUUAAAUUUCAUGCCUGGCUCAGAUGCUGAUGUUAAGAAUUAUUUGCUGGAUGGAUUGAAGAAAAUGAAGGACAGAUAUGAACAGACCAAAUUGAAAUUAGACCAAGUUGAAUUUGAUUCUUCGGCACAGCUCAAGCAGUGUAGAGAGCAGCUGGCUAACUUGAAGGCAGAAAAUGACAAUCUGAAAACAAAUCGGGAUUUCCAACUUGAAGAAUGUAGAAAUAACUUUGAGAGGGAUCAGUCAAACAUGGUACAUAGAUUUGAAACUGAAAAAAGAGAGGCUGAAAGGCUGAUGAACAAGAACAUGAAACAACUUGAGAAUAAAAAUGUGGAGCUUGAGAGGAGUGUUCAAUCCUUAUCAGAAAGUCGCAACAAACUUGAAUCACAGUCGAAUGACUACAAAUCUAGAAUAAACAAACUUGAGGAUGACUUGAAACGUCAUCGAGCUGAACUCAACUCAUCCCAGCGUGAUGCAGCUAACUCAGCAGCUGAAUUGGUUGACCUAGAAAGGCGAUCAACUGAUCUAAACACGAAGUUAGCUUUAGCUGAGCAGAAAGUUAAAGAUAGAGACGAAUUAGUGACCAAAGCCAAUGAACAACUACAAACUGAAAAGAUGUUGAAUGAGAGCAUGAAGUUGAAUCUCUCGGUGAAGAAGCUAGUCGGAGAGGUGCAGAAGGCCAAUGAGAUUAUCACCAAGUUGAGAGAAGAUAAUAAAACGUUAUCUGCUAAAGUAAAAAUGAGAAGUCAGAUAGCCAUGGAGCAGGAAAAAAUUCUGGAAGAGAAGAACAAGGAGACUGAAGAACAUAAGAAGAUAAAUGAAAGUUUAGAGAAAGUUAUCUCUGAUAUGAAAUCUCAGAAGGCAGCCUUGGAAGACGAGAAGGAGAUGCUCCUACUGCAACUGAGUGAAAGUAAAAGAAUCUUACACACCAACGAGAAUGUUAUAGCAUGGUUAAGCAAGCAAGUCAACGAUUCUCAAAUUUCCAACUUGAAUAGCACCGAAAUGGCUAACAUUUGCCCGAUUAGCAGUACAAAAGUGUUUGAUUCGAUGGCUGGUGAAAAUUUCACUGGAGCCAACUAUCUGAGUGAGGUGAAAAACAACAACAGCAACAAACCACGUGUCGAGUGUUACGGCAUCAAGACGAACGUCGCAUUUGAUGAUGGUCCAGAAAACAACAACAACAACAACAAUAAUAAUAAUAACAACAACAAUAAUAAUAAUAGGAAUAAUAAAAAUCGACCGAUAAGCUGUGAAGACUUCAUUGACCAGAAGUACCUGAGACCAACCAUCGUAUUCAAUAAGAACCACCUGGACGAUGACCAAGCAAAACAUCAACAGCAACAAUAA